This is a messenger RNA of Lottia gigantea (owl limpet), 489 nucleotides long. RefSeq lists its product as hypothetical. The record is from RefSeq and is a predicted model, not a curated record. The coding region runs from base 1 to 489 and encodes 162 amino acids. Lineage: Eukaryota; Metazoa; Mollusca; Gastropoda; Lottiidae. The transcript has 7 exons.
AUGGCGGCCAAUUCGAUGUUAACUUAUAAAUUUUUAGUUAAAAAGAAGAGAAAAUGCAAUUGUUACAGUGGAUGUAACUUGGACAUUCGUAGAUACUUGCAGCAACUUGCUAUGGAAGCUGUCAUUUUUAAAGUUGCGCGCGCUGCCGGAAAGACAAGUGAUGUAGAACAAGGUAUAAUAUAUAUAGAAUAUGUUAAUGAAGAUGAUGAUGAUUUAGGUGAUGUAGAACAAGGUAUAAUAUAUAUAGAAUAUGUUAAUGAAGAUGAUGAUGAUUUAGGUGAUGUAGAACAAGGUAUAAUAUAUAUAGAAUAUGUUAAUAAUGAUGAUGAUGAUGAUUUAGGUGAUGUAGAACAAGGUAUAAUAUAUAUCGAAAAGUAUGUUAAUGAUGAUGAUGAUGAUGAUUUAGGUGAUGUAGAACAAGGUAUAAUAUAUAUAGAAUAUGUUAAUGAUGAUGAUGAUGAUUUAGGUGAUGUAGAACAAGGUAUAUAA